AUGGAUACCACAAAAACACAUUCCCUACCCUUUGAGGCAGUGGAUGAUUUGAUCUACGACGCCCGUGCAGGCGAUCUUGAAUCUCUGCAAGCAGAUAUCACGAAAUUUAGUCAAGAAUAUAACUGCUCACCUGCCGAUAUAAUCAAGGCUGCCAUCGAUGCAGAAGACGAGAGUGAAGGAGGUACUGGGUCGUGCCUUUUACACUGGCCUGCAGCCAACGGAAAUGCCGAAAUAUUAAAAUACCUGCUCAGCCUGCUUAAGGUGCAGAAUGGGGAACAAGACUCUUCAAAUAUUCAAAUCAUAAACCAUAAGAACCAUUCUGGGAACACGCCGCUGCACUGGGCGGCUCUCAACUCUCAUUUGGAAUGUGUCAAGGCUCUUGUUGAAGCGGGGGCGGAUAUAAUUAUAAAGAAUAACGCGGGACAUGAUACUGUUUUUGUGGCUGAGCAGUCUGAUUGGAAUGCAACUGCUACCACGGAAGAAGAGGGCAAGGAAGAGGAUACUGUAGGGUUAGAAGGAGAGAAGGUAGAGGGAGAUGAGGCUGAAGCUGAAGUCGAAAGCUCCACGCCGCGAGAGAUGACGAAGGGCCAACAGGUGGUAGAAUGGUUGUUGACUUGCGAGAAGGGUUCGGAUGUAGAAAAGAGUGCUGUCGAAGAUGUUGAUGCGGCGAUGGGUGAAGGUGAUGCUAGUUCAAGCAAGUAG
Messenger RNA from Arthroderma uncinatum, 702 nucleotides. RefSeq lists its product as uncharacterized. The coding region runs from base 1 to 702 and encodes 233 amino acids. Gene Ontology annotation, molecular function: protein binding. The record is from RefSeq and is a predicted model, not a curated record. NCBI's taxonomy places the organism in Eukaryota, Fungi, Ascomycota, Eurotiomycetes, Onygenales, Arthrodermataceae. The transcript is spliced from 2 exons.